Messenger RNA from Daphnia pulicaria, 711 nucleotides. RefSeq lists its product as uncharacterized. Gene Ontology annotation, biological process: protein ubiquitination. Gene Ontology annotation, molecular function: ubiquitin protein ligase activity. Lineage: Eukaryota; Metazoa; Arthropoda; Branchiopoda; Diplostraca; Daphniidae. The coding region runs from base 1 to 690 and encodes 229 amino acids. The record is from RefSeq and is a predicted model, not a curated record. The transcript has 3 exons.
AUGUCGGCAGAAUCAUCUGUUAACGGAUCCUAUCAGCGUCUCAAACAUUUGAUGACGUGUUUCGUUUGUUACAACAAGUACAGCGCCAGUCGCAAACCCAAAUGGCUAAUUUGUAAGCACUAUUUCUGCCAGCAGUGCCUAGCUACAAUUCAGGAGAAAGGGAUGAUUAAAUGUCCACUCUGUCGCCAGCUUCAAUUCUACUCUGAGGAGACAUCAGUCCAGCCGGAUGCUGUCGUCGAUUUGAUGGAGAAAGCCUCGGUCCACCUGGCCAGGUUGAAAGCCAACCAGCGGCUUAAGCGAGAGCUGGAAACAGCUAAGAUUAAGAAGAUUCAAUUGUGGGAAGAAAAAGAAAGAAAACUCGAAGCGGAUUUGGCUAAUUUUCGCCAAUCUUCUACAUUCAAAGAUUUUUCCGCGCUUCAGUUAGCGUUGGCUUUAGCCAAGAAUCAAGUGAUUCCUCUCGCCAGUCAAGAUCGAAUUAAUUUUUAUUCGGAUUUCCAAGAGAGAUUGGAACAGUAUUUGAGAAAUUCGGCCAGCGUAACAAACGAUGAAGUCAUCAGCUGGAUUGAGGGGGUCAAUAAUCAAAUUACAGCUAAAGAUUUUACCGACUACCAUUUCAUCCGCGCCUUGACAGCUGCCAUCAUCAAUUGUUCAAUUAAAGGUAAUUUUGGGUUUAAAUUUAAAACAUCAUAAAACGCCAAGAAAUUUAAAUAU